AUGAAGAAGUUUAAUUAUAUAACGAUUGUUAUAAUUACUGCAGCUGUCUCGAUUAUUUGUCCAAUUGGGGAAGCAUCGAAAUUUUUGCCAACCCAAACAAAUAAUUCAGAAGUUGAAGACAGCAUUGUACCGAAAAAUGACAUAAAUAGCCAAUCAACAAGUCAAAAACUAACAUACAAAACAUACUUUUGUAAUACAUCUUCUGUAUUUUACAUGGAAAAUGUUUGUAAGAAUUAUUCAAGCCAGCGUAUUUAUUUAAGUCACAAAGGUUUAACAUUUCUCCCACAAGGAGUAUUCAAUGGAUUGAUAUCUCUACUUGAUUUAGAAUUAGAUUUAAACAAACUGACCAGUCUGGAGCCUAAAACUUUCAAUAGUUUGUCCAAACUGGGAUAUUUAGCAAUCAAUAACAAUAAUUUAACACACCUUCCACAAGAUAUUUUCAAAGAUUUGAUAUCUCUGACUUAUUUGAACGUACGUUCAAACAAACUGGCCAGCCUGGAGCCUAAAACUUUCAAUAGUUUGUCCAAACUGGGAUAUUUAUUCAUCAGUAACAAUAAUUUAACACAUCUUCCACAAGAUAUUUUUGAAGGAUUAAUAUCUCUACUCGAUUUAGAAUUAGAUUUAAACAAACUGACCAGUCUAGAGCCUAAAACUUUCAAUAGCUUGUCCAAACUGAAAUAUCUAGCAAUCAAUAACAAUAAUUUAACAUCUCUUCCACAAGGAAUAUUCAAUAGAUUAAUAUCUCUAACUCAUUUGCGUCUAGAUUCAAAUAAUCUAUCUCACCUUAAACCCGACACUUUUAGUAACUUGUCUAAUCUAACAGAGUUAAAGAUCAAUUAUAAUAGUUUAACAUCCCUUCCACAAGGAAUAUUCAAUGGAUUAGAGUCUCUAAGAUCGUUGAAUUUAUCAUCAAAUAAACUGACAAGUCUUGAACCUGAUAUUUUUAAUAGCUUGACCAAACUUGACCGUUUAUUUAUUGCAAAUAAUAACUUAACAUUUCUUCCAGAAGAAAUAUUCAAUGGUUUAGAGUCUCUCAAUCUCUUGUUUUUAUCAUCAAAUAAACUAACCAGUCUGGAGCUUAACACUUUUAAUAGUUUGUCAGAACUGAGAAUUUUAGAUAUCAGUAAUAAUAAUUUAACAUCUCUUCGAGAAGAAUUAUUUAAUGAAUUGAAAUCUUUACUUUCUUUAAUUUUGCAAUUCAAUAAACUGACAAGUCUUCCAUCCAAAAUUUUCAAGAAGUUGAUCCAUCUUGAUGAUUUAGAUAUUGGUAAUAAUAAUUUAACAUCUCUUCCACGAAGAAUAUUCAAUAGAUUAGAGUCUCUAAGAUGGUUGGAUUUAUCAUCAAAUAAACUGACAAGUCUUGAACCUUGUAUUUUUAAUAGCUUGACCAAACUCGACCAUUUAUUUAUUGCUAAUAACAACUUAACAUCUCUUCCAGAAGGAAUAUUUGAUGGAUUGAAAUCUCUAAAUUUGUUGAAUUUGGCAUCCAAUAAACUGUUAAGUCUUGAAAAUGAUACUUUUAAUCUCUUGUCGAAUCUUGAAAUUUUACAUAUCAGUGAUAAUAGUUUAACAUCUCUUCCACAAAAUGUUUUCAAUGGAUUGAUCCAUCUUCAAAUUUUAGAUGUUCAUAAUAAUAAUUUGACAGAUCUUCCAAAUAAUAUUUUCUUUGAAAAUGAUGCUCUGCUAUUUUUAUGUUUACAAUCAAACAAUCUCAAGGAAUUAAAACCUGAAGUUUUUACUAAUUUAACGCAGCUUUUUUUGCUUAAUGUUGAACAUAAUAAAUUCAGUCUAACAGACGAUGACAAAAAAUUAAUUUUAAAAAAUAUGAAACAGCAAACUUACGAUGAAUCUACUUCCUAUAAUAUUAUUAAAAAUGAACAGUGCCGGCUUGAUCUUUAUAAUUAUUAA
This is a messenger RNA of Aphidius gifuensis, 1908 nucleotides long. RefSeq names its product insulin-like growth factor-binding protein complex acid labile subunit. The record is from RefSeq and is a predicted model, not a curated record. Bases 1 to 1908 code for a protein of 635 amino acids. Gene Ontology annotation, molecular function: protein binding. NCBI's taxonomy places the organism in Eukaryota, Metazoa, Arthropoda, Insecta, Hymenoptera, Braconidae. The transcript has 3 exons.